Molecule: messenger RNA, 1557 nt
Organism: Ogataea philodendri
Lineage: Eukaryota; Fungi; Ascomycota; Pichiomycetes; Pichiales; Pichiaceae
Exons: 1
Coding region: 1-1557 (518 amino acids)
Molecular function (GO): protein binding
Source: RefSeq, a predicted model, not a curated record
AUGAGUUCAGACCAGCCAACCAAUGUGACCAAAGCCCGAAUCACCAUGUCCACGCACGGACCAAGUUUUUCCGCCGCCCACGUCCAGCCUGCCAGCAACCAAAAGCCCAAAGACCCAAAGAUAUAUCUCCCCACAUCCUUCAUCGCGGAGCAGACGCUGGAAUCAUUUUCCCACUCAACAGAUCUCGGCAACUGGUGUCCGUCGCAGGCGAAAACACAGUCCCCCACUACGCCGAACGACAAAGAAGUGCUCGAACCGCCGACCUCGCACACGUCGCAGUCGUACAAGCUUCUGAACGGGUCCUCUGACACCAAGCUGUGCAAACUGUUUGCCAGCUCGCAAGAGGCCAAAACGCCAAACACACCCUCCAUUCCAGGAACGCCGCUGGGAACAAAGAAGCCGGACGACAUGGAAAUCUGCUCGGACAAGUCCAUACCCAGCAACUUGAGUCUGACCCCUAAAUUGGAAACCUUCAGCCAGAACCACAUCUUGUCCCCCGUGAUAAACCUCUCCGCCGCAACAGACUCGCACGAGUAUAUCCAGCAGACGUUGGGCCCCACCUCGGUUUCCCUGGUUUCCACAGAUAAAGUGCUGGAACUAUACGGACGCAACGCAAAAAAGAUCAAAGAUCCUGACGUGCAGUUCUCCUAUGCGCAGGUACUAGUUCGCAACGCCCUGGCAACGAAACCGAAUGGGAGCCUGGAGAUGAAGGCGCGCAAACGGUUUCUAUCGGAUGCACACGAUUUGCUAAAGCGAAGCUCCCGUGGAGGUUGUGUGGACGCGCAGUAUUUUCUCGGGGACUCUUAUGCUGUGGGGAUGUUUGGGAAACCGGAUGACUCGAAGGCGUUGGAGUUCUUCGAGGCCUCCGGCAAAGCCAGACACGCUGAAGGGGCGUACCGUACGGCGGUCUGCUAUCGAAAGGGGUGGGGGUGUACUCCAGACUCGCGGAAGGUUGUCAAAUUUUUGGAAAUAGCAGCACUCAACAACCACCCAGUAGCCAUGAUGGAGUACGGGAUCUACUGCUUCAAGGGGCUCAUGGGUCUCCCAGACGACACCAUCACCAAGAAACAGGGCAUCAGCUGGCUCAAGCGCGCCACAGAGGUUGCAUCGGAGUUUUCCUGUGGUGCACCUUACGAACUCGGGCUGAUUUUUUUCAACGGCUUCAAAGACAUUGUGAUCCAAGACACAAAGUACGCAAUAAAAUUGUUUUUCCAGGCCGCCUCAUUGGGCCAUGCGAAAUCAUCUUCGUUGCUAGGGAAACUGUACGAGGUGGGUGACAUUGUGGAGCCUAAUGCGGAUUUAUCGAUACAUUUUUACAACAUGGCUGCCAGCAGUGGGGACCCCGAAGGAAUGAUGGGGCUGUGCUCGUGGUAUUUUGUAGGGAGCAAGAAUCUUGAACGCGAUUAUGAUGAGGCUUUUGCAUGGGCCUUACGCGCAGCAGGCUGUGGGUUAACGAAAGCGAUGCUACUGUUGCAAAGGUUUUACGAGCUUGGUAUAGGCUGCGAGAAGAAUCUGGAGAAAGCUAAAUGUUGGCGUGAAGCCGCAACCAAAGGAUAG